AUGCCACCGAGAAGGUCGUUAAUUAAAAUUUCCUUCACAUUACUGUUUUAUUUUUCUAUUUCAUUUUCCUUCUUCAUUUUCAUCCUUUAUUUUUCUUCUUUAUUUUCUUUCUUCAUUUUCCUUCUUUAUUUUUCUUUAUUUCCUUUCUCCAUUUUACUUCUUUAUUUUUCUUUAUUUUCCUUCAUCAUUUUUCUUCUUUAUUUUCCUUCUUCAUUUUCCUCCUUUAUUUUUUAUGUUUAUUUUCUUUCUUCAUUUUUCCUUCUUUAUUUUCCUUCUUUUUUUCCUUCUUUUUUCACCUUUAUUUUUCUUCUUCAUUUUCUUUCUUUAUUUUUCAUCUUUAUUUUCUUCCUUCAUUUUUCUUCUUCAUUUUCCUUUAUUUUUCAUCUUUAUUUUCUUUCUCCAUUUUCCUUCUUCAUUUUCCUCCUUUAUUUUUUGUUUAUUUUCUUUCUUCAUUUACUUUCUUUAUUUUUCUUCUUCAUUUUCCUCCUUUAUUUUUCUUCUUUAUUUUCUUUCUCUUUUUUCCCGCUUUAUUUUUCUUUAUUUUCCUUCUUCAUUUUUCUUCUUUAUUUUCCUUCUUCAUUUUCCUCCUUUAUUUUUUAUGUUUAUUUUCCUUCUUCAUUUUCCUUCUUUUUUUCACCUUUAUUUUUCUUCUUCAUUUUCUUUCUUUAUUUUUCAUCUUUACUUUCUUCCUUCAUUUUUCUUCUUUAUUUUCCUUCUUUUUUUCCUUCUUCAUUUUCCUUCUUUAUUUUUCUUCAUUAUUUUCUUUUUUUUUCUUUUUUUCCUUUUUCAUUUUCCUUCUUACACCAUUUUCUUCUCCAUUUUCCUUCUUUAUAUUCUUUCUUCAUUUUCCUCUUUUAUUUUCCUUUUUCGUUUUUUUUCUUUAUUUUCCUUCUUCAUUUUUUCCUUCAUUUUUUGCUCAAUUUUUCAUAUAAUAAACAAAGAAGCAAAAAUAGCGCGAAAAGAGGAGAAAUACGUAUCUCCUUUCAUUUUUCUUCCUUCUUAUUUAACUUUUUUUAUCGCUUUUUUUUAAUCACUUUCAACUUUCUUUCCUCUUUAUUUUCAAUUAUUUUUUUUUCUUUAUCCAUUUACUUUUUCGUUUUCUUUUUUACUUUUUACCUUCAUUCACUUUUCUUACAUUCACAUUUCUCCUCUUUUCCUUCUUUCUUAUUUUUCUUCGUUACAGCUUUUAUCUGUGUCUAUUUCUUUAUCCUGAUCAUUGUCGUCAUAUUCCAAACAAUAGAAGCCACAGCAGGUCAAUUAUUUUUCUUGCCAGCCCCUUCUCUCUAUCUCUUCUCCUUCUUCUUCUUCUUCUACUACUUUUUUUUCUUUUUUCUUCUUUUUCUUCUUCUUCUUCUACCAUUACUACAACUUCUUUUUCUUUUUUCUUCUUUUUCGUCUUCUUCUUCUUCUACUACUACUACUUCUUUUUCUUUUUUCUUUUUUUUCUUUUUCUUCUUUUUCUUCUUUUUCUUCAUCUUCUUCUUCUACUACUACUACUUUUUCUUUUUCUUUUUUCUUCUUCUUUUUUCUUUUUUCUUCUUUUUCUUCUUUUUUCUUCUUCUUUUUCUUCUUCUUUUUCUUCUUCUUCUUCCACUACUACUACUACUACUUUUUUUUUCUUUUUUCUUUUUCUUUUUCUUUUUCUUUUUUCUUCUUUUUCUUCUUUUUUCUUCUUCGUUUUCUUCUUCUUUUUCUUCUUCUUCUUCCACUAUUACUACUACUACUACUACUACUUUUCUUUUUUCUUCUUUUUCUUCUUCUUCUUCUACAUAUUACUACUUCAUUUUCUUUUUCUUCUUUUUUCUUUUUUCUUUUUCUUCUUUUUCUUCUUUUUUCUUCUUUUUUUCUUUUUCCUUUUUUUUCUUUUUUUCUUCGUUGUUCUUUAUUCUGUCUGCCUUUUUUCUUCCUCUUUUGACCUUUUCUCUUCUUUUUAUUUUGUUGUUCAUCGUUCAUUACAUUAUCUUUUUGGUUCUCUUUUUCUCCUUUUCCUUCUUUUUCUCCUUUCUUUAUUUCAUUUUUGUUUUUUUAUUCCCUCUUUUUACUUCUUUUUUCUCCGUCUUUUUCUUCAUUUUUUUUUUUCACAUACCUUGCCUUGAUUUUUCUUCUUCAUUUCUGUCUUUUUCCUUAUUUCUUUAUAUUUUCCUUUAUUACAUCUUUCUUCACUACGUUUUUCUUCUUAUUAUUUUUUCCUUGUAUUCUUUUUUUUCUUUCUUCCGUUUCCUUCUUUUCUUCGUCUUCUUUUUUCUCUUUUCCUUAUGUUUUUCUCUUUCUACCUUCAUCUUUUCUUUUGUUCCUCUUUUCAUUUCUCCUUUUCUCUUUGUCAUUCUCUUCUCCCGUUAUUCUCCCCCCUCUCUAUUCGUUUCGCUUUUUUAUUUCUCGUCUUAUUUCCGCUUUUUUAUUUUUCUUCACUUCAUUUUAUUUUUCUCUUCUUCUACGCAUCUUUUAUAUUUCUAUUCUUCUUCUUCACACAUCAUUUUACUUUUAAUUUUCCUCUUUUGCUUCUUCCCAAAUCUUUUUCUUUCUCUUUUUCUUUCUUAUAUAUCUCUUUAUAUUCCUAUUUUCUUCGAUUUUAAUUAUUAUUUUUUAUUUCUUCAUAACAUAUUUUUCAUUUCUCAUUUUUUUCUUUUUCACAUCUCUUUUUCUUAUUCUGUGCAUCUCUUUUUUAUUUCUCGCGUUCUUCUUCUUCGCGUCUCUUUUUAUUUCUCGUUUUUUCUUCACAUCUCUUUUUAUUUCUAUUUUUCUACUUUUUCUUCACAUUUUUUUUCUUUCACUUUUAUUCUUCACAUUUAUUUUUAA
This is a messenger RNA of Acanthosepion pharaonis, 2796 nucleotides long. The record is from the annotation of a GenBank genome assembly. Lineage: Eukaryota; Metazoa; Mollusca; Cephalopoda; Sepiida; Sepiidae.